Messenger RNA from Effrenium voratum, 2115 nucleotides. The record is from the annotation of a GenBank genome assembly. Lineage: Eukaryota; Dinophyceae; Suessiales; Symbiodiniaceae.
GUCGGAUUUUGGUGCAGCCUGGGUUUUGGACAAGUUCCGGAUGAGCGCAACAUUUUGGCCAUCUCAGCUGCCCGAUGUACCUCCCACUUCUUCAGGGCUCCGGGCCAGCUGCCGACGUGCGGCGCAAACUUCACGUGCGGCAUGACUGCGGAGAUGCGGAGACGCCCUCGUGGGGCUGUCGCGUCUUCAUACUGGCUAUGAUGGCAACGGGCGUUUUGCCGGCUGCUUUGCUUGGUGUUUGGUACUGGCAAAUGGGAGCCGGACCAGUGCAACCAGUGCAGCCAGCAAUUGGUCUGGUGCAAACCCCAAGUGCCCCAUCGAAGGCGCCCGUGGCGGCCUUCCUUAGAAACAGUGCAAACAGUUCCAGUCCAAUCAGCCUUGCUAACCUGGCCGGCUCAGGCUAUGGUGGCACGGGUGGCACGGGUGGCACGGGCGGCGACAGUGGAACAGGCAGUUAUGAGAAGAUUCAAGGCGUCAUCCAUGCCAAGAUUAACCAGGAGAACUUCCUGGAGGCAUGGGGCGAAGCUGCAAGCAGCUCCGCCCAUUUGCUGGGCGUAGUUGCGAGGGGCGGGAAGGUAGAGGCCAGCCAGGGCAUCGAGAUUGCCGGCGGAGUCGUGAGUGCGUUGACGUCGCUGAAGAUCAUGGACCCUGUGUUGGGAUUUGCUCUUGGCAUGUUCUCCUCGUUCUUCAGCGCAUUCUAUGAAGAGGGGCCCGAUAAGUACAUCAUGGACAUAGUCCAGACGGUGGUGCCCGACCUCAUAGAGGAUGCCCUCGUGAAGCAAACGCUACAGAGGGCUGAGGACAAUCUCGGGAACUUCCAGGAGGACGAAGACAUGUGGGACCAACUUGCCAGAGCUGACCCAGCCGCGCGCAAGUUUCAGUGCUACAGCAAGAUUCCAAAUUACAACAAUGCCAGGCCAGACAUGUUCGGAGACUGCUGGCAUGGUGCCGCAGACUACCCUGUCUCAGAGGGUUGCUCAAAGUUUGUACUUGGCGGCGGAAUCAAGGCAGCGAACAUGUUUGCGUUGACCCACAUCAACGUGCUCCGAAGCUGUGCUUCAGCUGACAACAGCGGCGCUGACGCAUACAUCAACGAAGCCCACAGACUUCGUGCAGUGUAUAUGCUGCUUCUGAGGCAGACGGUGGGCUUCUUGGUUCGCGAGUGGAAGGAAAAGAUGCCCAGCCCAAAGAUGCUCACGUAUGUCAGUGAUGGUGUGUUCGCUGGCGGUGAAUGCACAGGAUGGUGGCCCACUGAUACCGUGGACCCAGUGACUGGCAAGAGGUUUGUGCAGGAUUGCAAUCUUCCUGAGGCAGACUGUAAUUUCGUUGGCUACGAUGAAAUGAACAAACCCAUAGAUGAUUGCACAAACGCGUACAAAGAACGCACCUUCUCAAACUUCGAGCAACAAUGGCUAUUCGCCAACCAGUUUCUGUUGGCAUACAAGCCGCCUACAGCUGCAUCGACGGCAAGAACACUUAUACCGCUCUGAGACAGAGACACCUUCCCAACGUCCAGACUCUGGCAGACUGCGCCGCCCAAUGUGACCUAGACAAAAGCUGCGUGCAUUUCGUCUUAGUGCCGCCUUCGGAUGCGGGGACGGGCUGCUGGCUGAAGGAGACAGGUGCAUCGUUUACGCCAGACUCACCAGACUAUAUUGUUUGCCAGCCGCAAGAUGAGAACGUCUUCGGGCACUUUGAAUGUCAUCUCGAUGUUUAUUACGGGGGUGGUUCACUGAUCAACUACGAUGUGCAUGAUGACCACGCCUGCGCCUCUUUGUGCUUGCAGCACUCGGAUUGCAAAGCCUUCACAUCUACACAAGGAGGAGGUUGCUGGCUCAAACAGGAUUGGGAACACUACGACUUCAUCCAGCUCGACGGAAGCAAUGAGCACCCGCGCAGUUGUGCAAGGCGACCCUAGAUGGCCUGGAACAAGCACUCCGACGGCUCUGUAAAGUGUGCUUGUAGAGUAGCAUAGUGCUAUGCGUUUUUAAAGUAAAUCAAGCUUUGAAGCUUGGUGUUGCAGAAGGGUUGCCACUACAAAGGUAGUGGCCACUUGUGUCUUCCUUACACUGAGUUGGAGGGAGUAACACCUUUGCCGGACACUCGGAGCCCCCC